CCUGUCUGAUUCCGACUGAAACACGUCUUAGUUUUACGUUAAAAACCUUUAAACGGUGAUUAUAAAAUACUGCCAUGAAGCUAUAAGUCGUGUCGAAACUGCAACAGUGUAAUAAGCCUGUUUAAUUUAGACGACUGUUUAUAAGUUAAACUACCAGGUUAAAACAACCCAUUUAUAAUUUCCUUUAAAGAAAAGGAAAUAUGUAAACCUUUUAAGUAGUACAAGGUAGCUCGUUUCCACUCGGCCCCUUUACACACGGGGACCGACGCUAUCAUGGCAGCGGCCGGGGAACACAUGAAGGUGGAGGCUGGAGGAGAAGAGGACAAACUGCAGGUCUUAAAAGGCGCAGCGUUCCUGAGCGUGGUGGCGUCUGCCGGCAUGCUCGCAGGGUUCGGCUCCACGUUAGCCGUGGCCAAGAAGAAAAGCCCCGGCUGGUUCAGCAAGGGUGUUGCAGCGACGGCGGCGGUCCCUGAGAGCGGGGCCUCCCUGGCCCUCAGAGCUCUGGGCUGGGGGUCUCUGUACGCCUGGGGGGGGGUCGGGCUGCUCUGCGUCUCUGUGUGGAAGGUGCUCGGGGUCCACAGCCUGGCAGAGUUCAGGCUGAAAAUGCAGUCCUUCGUCCCAGCCGUCCCAAAGACCCCCGAGACCCCCGGGAUCGAACCUGUGGACUGGAGCUCCGUCUUCAAGUGACUGCAUUCUCCUGCAGAAACAUCUGCACCUGAACGCAUCGUCUCUUGAGUGGACGGAGGGCCUGAGAGCUGAGGAAGCAGUCGUGUAAAUCUGUACAGAAUCUCGUUAUGUGGAGAGCCCAGAGUCUUAUAGUCUCCAGCUCAACAGGGCUCUGAGCUGCAGACAGGAGGACAUGAACUGAAGAUAUUUGUGUCUGGGUAUAAACUCCACACCAGUCGUCUCCUGACAGCAGGAUGGAGCUACCGAUCGCUCUACUGAUCCACUGAUCCUCAGGAGGAGCCGCAUCCAGAGGAGCUCUGUGAUUAACUUUGUUUGUGAAUAAAUACAUUUCUGAAGCGUC
Molecule: messenger RNA, 1027 nt
Organism: Eleginops maclovinus (Patagonian blennie)
Lineage: Eukaryota; Metazoa; Chordata; Actinopteri; Perciformes; Eleginopidae
Gene: tmem242
Product: transmembrane protein 242
Exons: 5
Coding region: 274-687 (137 amino acids)
Source: RefSeq, a predicted model, not a curated record